Solea senegalensis (Senegalese sole) is the source of this 2893-nucleotide messenger RNA. RefSeq names its product potassium intermediate/small conductance calcium-activated channel, subfamily N, member 4 (gene kcnn4). Bases 243 to 1661 code for a protein of 472 amino acids. NCBI's taxonomy places the organism in Eukaryota, Metazoa, Chordata, Actinopteri, Pleuronectiformes, Soleidae. The transcript has 10 exons. Gene Ontology annotation, cellular component: plasma membrane; neuron projection; neuronal cell body. Gene Ontology annotation, biological process: potassium ion transmembrane transport. Gene Ontology annotation, molecular function: intermediate conductance calcium-activated potassium channel activity; small conductance calcium-activated potassium channel activity; calmodulin binding. The record is from RefSeq and is a predicted model, not a curated record.
AAUAAGAGCACAUAACCCGCUGCGCUUCAGUGCGCGCAUAGACGCCGCGCAGGUUGGCAGCAGUAGUGCUGUUUCAGAGAUGGUGUGUGCUAGAGGCAACGUGCUUUGGCUAACCCCGCAACUUCGAUGAGCAACAAACGCACGAAGGGUCUGGUACACAGAGUGCCCACCGGGCUGUGCCCUCUCCAACCUGGGAGCGAAGCAGAGUGGAGAGCGGACAGAGAGAGACCGACGAGGAUGAGAUGGAGAUGACAAACCGAGACUCCAAAGUGGAGUGCGUGAAGUGCGAUGGUUUGAUUAAUUCGGCCAAGGUAUCCGUGCCGCUGUCACUUAUCGGGAAACGGGCAACCAUGGAGGGAGACGACCUGUACAGGUUGCGAGACAGGAAGGUUUUAUUGGAGGAUAAAAAGCGCCUUUGCGCGUUGGCUUUGGGCACCGCUCUGCUCGGCAUUCUGCUCAUGAUAAUCCACGCUGAGAUAUGUCCCUUCGUUUAUAAACCGGGCACAAAUAUCGCCUUAAUCGUCAACUGUUCCAUUACACUGUCCACCGGGUGUCUCAUCGUCCUCAUAAUAGCUUUUCAUUACAAAGACAUCAGGUUGUUUAUCAAUGAUCACAACCAGGUGGACUGGCGCAUUGCCUUGACCAGUCACAGGAUUCUUGUGAUCACACUGGAGCUAUUGGUGUGCUCCAUCCAUCCUAUCGGCACAUACUGGAAGAUGGGCCUUCACGUCAACUCCUCCUCUUCAGCUCCACUCUGUGCCUCCAACCAUCACAACGGGGCCCUGAUGAACUUGGAGCUGUUGUUGUCAGUGCUGAUGUUCCUCCGUUUGUACUUGGUGCACAGAGCCAUCCUUCUGCACAGCAAAGUGCUGCUGAGUGCCUCCUACAGGAGCAUUGGCUCGCUCAACAACAUCAACUUCACCUUCCGCUUUGUUCUCAAGUUACUGAUGAACAAACACCCGGCUCGUACGCUGUUGGCCUUCAUCCUCUUUUUCUGGCUCACUGCGUCUUGGAUGCUUACGCUAUGUGAGAGACAAACCAAAGCAUCAACAGGCCACAUAGACACGUCUCUGUGGCUCAUAGCUAUCACCUUCCUCACAGUGGGCUACGGAGAUGUGGCGCCCACCACCAGCUGUGGAAAAGUGGUGUGUCUCUUCACUGGAGUCAUGCUGGAAAGAGGAAAACAGGGUGUAGGCUGCACCGCCAUGUUGGUGGCAGUCGUUACCAAGAAGCUGGUUCUAAACAAAGGAGAGAAACAUGUGCACUUCUUCAUGAUGGACAUCCAGAUCUCUAAAAGGAUCCGUCAUGCUGCUGCUAAUGUGCUGAGGGAAUGCUGGCUGUUGCAUCGCACCAGCCUGACAAACGGCAACCGCGGUGAGCACCGAAGACACCAGAGAUGUCUUCUGGAAGCCAUCAGAGUAUUCCGUCAUUUACGCUUCAAACACAGACAACUGAGAGAUUACGUGAGUGAGAUGGUGGACCUCCCCAAGAUGCAGAUGAUCAUGUGUGACCUGAGCGCCAACUGGAAUAAUUCCUAUCGGGAGCUGGAGCAGCGUAUCCUCUCCAUGGAGCAGAAGCUGGAUGAACUCAGUCGCUGCUUCCAACAGACCUCAGAGCUGCUGUCUCAGGUCCUACAUCACCACACUCCAGAGAUCAGGUGACAUGGCUCUGUGCUUUUGUUAAGAAUGGAGACAGUAGGCUUCCUUCUGUUUUGUCAUUCAAAUUAUCCAUGAAAAUGAGACAGUAAAUCAUCUCCACCCUCAGCUGCCCCAGACUUUUAACAUACUUUGAACCAGCAAUAGGACUAGCACACCUAUCGGAUCUCUCAUCUUUUGGCUCUGUGCUGAGUGCAAGACACAGCGACUCACGGACAAAAUAAGACUUCUAUUCAUCGUGGGAGAACAUGUGCUGUGCCUUUUGAGAGACAUGAUGCAAUUUUAGCUGUUGAUAACAGAAUUAAUCUGAAACAAGGACUGUGGAGAUCCAUGUGACCCACUCAGUCCUUGCUUCCAGAAUUAUCCUUGUAACUGUCAUUUGAAAGGUUUCAUUGAUGGACUCUGUUACUCUUAUUCCUGUGGAAUGAGAUACAGUACAUAUCUUAAAUGCAAAUUUUAUUUUAAUGUUGUAAUGUUUUUAUCAGUGUGAGGCUGACCUCUUUGCCUCAUUCAAAUCCUCCAUCCAGUUGAGAAAUUGCCAAACUGGUUGUUGCUUGGUAACAGACUUAUCCAAGUAUCUAGUAAUUCAUUGCUCUGCAUUUCUUCAUCCUAGGUAACAGCGAAUACAAAACAUGCUGCCCCACCAACAGAAGAAACUACUCAUUAGAUUAAGUAUCUUUAUUGGAAAUUGUAAAAAUCCUUUUGAUCUUAACAGACGUCAAAUGAAACUCAUAUCAAUGGCCACACUGAAGGGUGCAAUCAUUUUGACAGUUUACACCUGUUCUAAGAACCGUUUUACUUUAGACUUGUGAGUGAAUCUUAACAGCUCAACAGCUCUAUCUAGUGGACAUUAAUAUAGUAAACUAUUAUUGUGUCAUAACUAAAACUAAACAUUUAACUAUCAUAAACAGUGGUAUGUUAUUUCCAACCUGAAUCAUGUCUUAGUGGAAGGGUUAAUCAAGGAUGGACAAACUGGACAAGCGCUUCAUCUGGAGGAUAAACUGGAGUCGUGUUUCAACUCAACAGUAAAAAAAAGGUUUCUUAGUUUAAUUUGUACUUCAGUGCAUUGUCAGAAGAACUUACGAGGAACUUACUUCUUUUAAUAAAUAACAUUUGCACAGGAUAAAAGCAUGUCAACAGCCACCCAGGACAUGCUGACAUUACAAAUGACUGUGUGACAUGAUUUUACUUUGACUAUCUGACUUGGUAACACAAAUUAAACAGAACAGUGACUAUCA